Molecule: messenger RNA, 2543 nt
Organism: Morone saxatilis (striped sea-bass)
Lineage: Eukaryota; Metazoa; Chordata; Actinopteri; Moronidae
Gene: gtpbp3
Product: GTP binding protein 3, mitochondrial
Exons: 11
Coding region: 244-1806 (520 amino acids)
Biological process (GO): tRNA methylation; tRNA wobble uridine modification
Cellular component (GO): cytoplasm; mitochondrion
Molecular function (GO): protein binding; GTP binding; GTPase activity
Source: RefSeq, a predicted model, not a curated record
GCAACAGACCCAUCGUGGUAAAUGUAAACAUUAGGACGAGUGAAGCUAAACUGUUGUGGAUGAUAAACAGUUUACCAGCUAAUGUUACGUUUACAGGUUACUACACCAUUAAUUUACGGUGGAAUAAGGUAAAAAAUAAUGAUUUUGUCAAGGACAGAGUGUGUUUUGCAAUGUCAGUCUCUAAAAUCAGCCACACGAGAAACAGCAAGUUCAUGAAACGUUUGGUAUUAAGUUAAGUGUGUUAUGAUAAUUAUGCUGCCAUCCGUUUAUCGUGGGAUAUGGAGAGCUGCUGUCCACACACUUAGGACAAGCAGAGGAAAUCCACCUCGCAGAUUCUUGUCCAGUUGCGAUGGACUCCCGGUUGGACUGGCUGAUGCUGAGACCAUCUUUGCAUUGUCAUCAGGCCACGGCAGGUGUGGGGUGGCUGUGGUACGAGCCAGCGGUCCAGCUUCAGCCACAGUUCUGCGGUGUAUGGCCGGGCUCACACGCAGCCUUCCUCCUCCACGCACCGCCCUUUUACGCAGCAUCAUAGAUCCCCAAUCAAAAGAGGUGCUGGACCGUGGGCUUGUGCUCUGGUUCCCAGCUCCUCACAGUUUCACAGGAGAGGACUGUGUGGAGUUCCACAUCCACGGUGGUCCUGCUGUCAUUACUGCUGUCUUACAGGCCCUUGGAAGCGUGGCUGGCAUGAGGCCUGCAGAAGCUGGAGAGUUCACGCGGAGAGCCUUUCAAGCAGGGAAACUGGGUUUAACAGAGGUGGAGGGGCUCGGGGAUCUGAUCCAUGCUGAGACAGAGGCCCAGAGGAGGCAGGCUCUCAGGCAGAUGUCAGGAGAACUGGGACGCCUUUAUCAGGACUGGAGCUACAGACUAAAACGGUGUCUGGCUCACGUUGAAGCCUUCAUAGACUUCAGCGAGGAUGAGCUCAUUGAGGAUGGGGUCUUAAAUCAUGUGGACAGAUCGGUGUGUGAUCUGCAAGCGGAGAUUGAGCGACACCUAAAGGAUGAGAGGAGGGGCGAGCGGCUACGCAGCGGAGUCCACGUGGUCAUCGCAGGAGCCACCAACGCAGGGAAAAGUAGCCUCCUGAACACACUGUGCCAGAGACCUGCAGCCAUUGUGUCUCCCAUUGCUGGCACCACCAGAGACGUAGUAGAGACGGCACUGGACAUUGGCGGAUUCCCUGUCCUCUUGAGUGACACAGCCGGCCUCAGAGAGAGCCCCGACCUGGUGGAGAAAGAAGGAGUCCGCCGUGCUCGAGAAAGAGUGGAGCAGGCAGAUCUGACUCUGGUGGUUGUGGACUGUACUAAUCUCCCCUCUGAUGCACAGCAAGCUGCAGCCUUCCUUCAGGAGCACCUCAGGAGUGUCCUGCCCAGCCAGGAGCAGCCUGAGACGGUAUUUCCUGCAAACAGGUUUCUCCUAGUGCUGAAUAAAACUGACCUGUUGCCUCAGGAGCAGAGGCAGAAGCUGGACGGGGAGCUGAGACAGGUCUCUGGACUCCCUCCUUUUUGUCUUAUCUCUUGCCACAAUAAUGAAGGACUGCAGGACUUCCUCACAGUGCUGCACAGCCGUGUCAAGACUCUGUGUGGCGACCCUCUGUCUGGUGCCCCCACCCUGACCCAGGCCCGCCACAGGGCCCACCUGCAGCAGUGUUUUGCGGCCCUGGCUCAGUACCAGCGGUACCGCGACAUCGACCUGGCCCUGGCAGCUGAGGGUGUCCGGUUGGCUCUCACCAGCCUGGGCCGGAUUACUGGACGGGUCGGGGCAGAGGAGAUCCUGGAUAUCAUCUUCAAAGACUUCUGCAUUGGGAAAUAGUUGGAUGAGUAGCAGCGAAAACAUAAAAUACAUGUAACAUUAGCCUGCUCAGAGAGGAAGGCUGCAUUCUUGUUUGGUCCCAGAGUAUCAGUAAAGCUACAGCCUCGGCACUGCGCCAGGCUUCGAGGCACAGCGAGGGAAAAAAGAAUGAAAUUCAUGUUCUUGGCUGCAGGAUCACUAUCCCAAGACAAAAUGUUUGUUUUCUGUUGAUGCUUUUCAACAGACUAAAAUAGUUUUAGCGUGAUGAUGGGUGCCUCAGAGGCCCAAUAUGCUGGACAAGUGUUCGGCAAAUUCUUGAGUCGUAAUUUUAAAAAUAGUUUUGAAAGCCUUUGAUAGGUGAAUAUAGGGCUCUUGGGUCGCAACAUAACAGCCAAGAUCAUUUAAAAUAUAGCCAGCUGCAGACAUCUGCAAGGUCAUGGACAAGUCUAGAUGUUUACUUGUACUGCAGGACAAUGAAGGAUAUUAUUUUUGGUAUCAUUUCAGCUCUACUCCUUUGUGUGUGUGUGUGUGUGUUUAGUGGAAAUUCACACAUUGACACCUGAAACUUUUUAGGGUAACUCAAAAUCCUUGGCUGUCACAUUAAUUUAAUUAGCAAACAAUGUACCUGUGUUCACGUGUGAAUUGUCCACAUGAAUAUUUAAAAUGAAGACAUUUAUUUUAUACAUAAUUAAUACAUGUCACAUGGGAUAUUUGAUGUUGAAUAAAUGGGAUGAUGAGUGUUUUUGUAUCAAAUCAAA